CAACGCUCACUUCCUCGUAUGAUAGGCUCUUCCUCUCAGUCUUACACGCAUUGACUCUGAAAUUACUUAUUCUCUGAUGGGAUUGCUUUAAUCUAUGACGCAAAAAAAGAUCCAAAAUGAGACUGAGCUCCUUUUUAUGUGUACUUUUUGUCUGUGGAUGUUUCAGUCCUCACUUGGCGAAACAGACUGGACUCAAGAGGAAGACUGUCAAUGACAGACCUGUGACUGGUAUUUUGACUCAGAUAGUUUCAGAUGCAGCGAUGAAACCAUACGGGAGCACCUACAUACCCGCCUCCUAUGUCAAGUACAUUGAGUCUGCAGGAAGCAGAGUCAUGCCCAUCAAAUUGACUCUUACUACUGCAGAGUAUGAAAACAUAUUCAGGAGGAUAAAUGGCCUCCUCCUCAUCGGUGGCGCCUCUAAUUUGGAAACAUCUGACUUUGCAAGGGUGUCAAAGAUAUUUUAUCAGCUUGCUCUGAAGGCCAAUGACGCUGGAGACUUCUUCCCAAUUUGGGGGACAUGCUUGGGAAUGCAGCUGCUCACUGUCCUGGUAGCCGGGCAAAAUCUUUUGACCAAAGCUACAGCUGAAAACGUGGCCUUGCCUCUCAACCUGACACCAGCAGCCUAUACCAGCAGGAUGUUUGAGGGUUUCCCUAAGGAGCUGAUGGAGGCUGUGCAAAGAGAACCUCUCACUGGUCAUUUUCACCACUAUGGACUCACAGUGAAGGCUUUCAAGAACAAUGAGAAACUGCAAGGAUUCUUCACUAUAAUAUCUACAAACACUGGUGAAAGUGGAGUUGACUUUGUCUCAACCUUUGAAGGCAAGCAAUACCCUUUCUAUGGUGUGCAGUGGCACCCGGAGGUGAAUCGUUUUCAGUGGGACAGUAAACUGAACUUUCCUCACUCGCCUCACGCAGUCCAGCUGUCGUCGCUUGUGGCAGAGUUUUUCAUCAAUGAAGGCUCUUAUACCCGCAAAGAGCUACUGAACAUCAGAUCUAUCACCCCUACGGACUAGAGUCAGCUGCGGAUUUGGUCCAUUCCUUGAUCAAAAGAGGGAAACUGCACCGAAGAGGAUCAUGCACGCCUUUACCUGGCAUCUUUCUCUCCGUCUGCUCACUUCCCAACAAGAUGGACGAGCUAGCGUUGCUGAUGAGAAGAAACAAGGACUUUUUCUCAUCUUGUGUUUUGUGCUUCACGGAGACGUGGCUGAGUGAGAGUGUCCCGUGAGAUCAUUUCAUCCAUACUGGUGGCUGCCUAUAUACCGCCCAGCGCGGACAUGCAUGACGCUCAGCGCACGCUUGCAGGCCAGAGCUUACAUGAGGAACUGUCAAAACGUGAACUAUGAUGUGGUUUGUUUUCCCGGAAUGCAAAGGAACUAGACCGGACAAGUAAAGACAUGUUUAAUUAACCACUAUGAAAAAAGUGCAAACAAAAGGCGCGCACAAGGCGGGGAACAAACUUGGCUAAUAAAACAAAAAAAAACUAGCACAAAGGCAGAACUAUGGACGUAAAAAUGAAAGACACUAACUGUGGCAUUUAACAAACCAAACUUACUUGUGGUGACGUGAGCAGGGCCGCAUGACAUAGGUAUGAAACACAGAGUACAGAGCACAAUGAAGCCAGGCCAACUGCCUGGCAACUACAAGCUUAAAUAAUAGUGACAUGAUUAUUGACAGGUGCGUGAGUUCAAGUGAAUCAGGUAAACUAAUUGGUCGUCAUGGUAACCAAACAAGGGAGCGUAAACAGGAACUAAAAAGAUUCUUAAACCAACAGAACAUAAGUAAACAAAACGUGAUCACAAAGACAUGAGAGGAACGGUCUUUUCCGGACUCUCUUGUUAUCGUACUUGGUGACUUUAACGAGGGAAAUUUGAGCUAGGAAUUACCCAAAUAUAGGCAGUUUAUCAAAUGCCCGACCAGAGAUGAGAACACUUUGGAUCACUGUUACACCGCAAUAGGCAAGGCAUACCAUGCAGUCCCGCUGACUAUCAAUUCACGUGAUGUUGCAAUUAAUCCCUUCAUACAGACAGACUGAAACUGGGUAAAACUGUUAUGAAGACCAUUAGGUGUUACACCGCUGAGGCUGUAGGGGAGCUGAGCGCAUUUUUAGAGACGACAGACUGGGAGGCAGUUGGAGCGGCCACGAACAAUCUGGACGAGUAUACGGACACCGUGACCUCAUACAUUCAGUUCAAUGAGGCGCGAAUCAUUCCAAUGCGCACCAGGGCUUGUUAUAACAACGACAAGGGGGAAGCAAAGUACCACUUCAACGGAGAAGUGGAGAAAGCUAAAUCUGUGUACUCUAACCGUCUGCAGGAACCGUUCAGCUCCAACAAUUCUGCGGUCGUGUGGAGAGGGCUGAGGGCCCUUAGGAACUAUAACCCCAAAGCCCCCCGGCCCUGAAUGACUGGACUCUCACUCAGGGCCUCAACAUACAUUGUUGUCAUGAACGGCCCUCGGCUCAUCAAAGCUCUGCUCCCCCUACCAUCACCCCAGCUAAAUCUUUAGUGAUCCACAAGGGAAAUUGUUCCACACAGUACCUCAGUUACCAUGAUGGAAAGUGUUUGUUUGAUUGAUUGAUUGAUUGAUACUUUUAUUAGUAGAUUGCACAGUUCAGUACAUAUUCCGUACAAUUGACCUCUAAAUGGUAACACCCCAUAGACGGGCAAACUCUUCAGGCCAAGACUCAACUGUCUACUUGCACCUCAGGGAGAAACAGCCCUCCUUUCAACAGUUCUUAAAAAACUCUGCAAAAUAGCCUGCAACAAAUAACAGGAGUUAGAAACAUUCUGGUCACAGAUGCUUCUUGUGCCGUUUGUUUUACAACUGAAAGGAAUGCUAACAUGAGUGAUUCCAACUAUUUUGGGCUGAUUGUGGUGGCUCCACAGCGAUCGUUCUGCCACACAAUACAAUUACCGAGGGGUAAUUCCACUUCAACAUGUUUGAUUGCUCGUUUGCAUCUCAACAGUUGAUUUUCUCACUGAUAAUGGCAAAACCAUCCUUGUCCGCACAAAACCUCCUGUGUUAGAGUAUAAAUAUUUGGGGUAUUUGGCACCAGCCACUUGACUAGAUCUGACUAACCUAAGUCUUUGAGCAUGAACUAAUGAAGCCUAAUUAGAUGAGAGACGAAACGUCUUCUGAGGCAAACCUAACAUUCCAGGUGCGAUCGAUUGAAUGCCCUGAGAAUACAGUGACUUGGAUAAAUGAAAACUUCCAUUGAAAAAUGUAGACAGGUGUGUGCUUUUCCAAAGCAUGUCCAAUCAACGGAAUUUACCACAGGUAGACUUUAAUUAAGCUGUAGGAACAUCUCAAGAAUGAUCAGUUGAAACAGGAUGCACCUGAGCUCAAUUUUGAGCUGUACGGCAAAGGCUGGUAAUACUUUUGUAUGUUUCUCAAGGUUUGUCAUUGUAUCCCAUUGGGUUGAGUUUUUUCUUGCCCUAAUGUGGGAUGUGAGUUUGGUGGCUUGUGCAGCCCUUUGAGACACUCGUAAUUUAGGGCUAUAUAAAUAAACUUUGAUUUCUAUGUUUUACAUUAUUUGUAAAAUUUCAAAAAUCUUUCCAAUAAAACCCAAAAAUAAUUUUCAUAUUGACAUUAGGGGGUAUUGUGUGUAAAAUUUCAGGACAAAAAUUAAUUUAUUGCAUUUUGGAAAUAAAGCUGUAACAUAACAAAAUGUGGAAAAAGUGAAGCGCUGUCAAUACAUUCCAGAUGCAUUGUGAGCUGGCCAAUUGUGUUCUUGUUGAGGUUUUGUUUUCAAUAACGUAACUGUGAGCAAGUUGCAAACAGCCUCUUUAACAAUCAUUAAAUGUCAAUUCUGUUGUAACAAUAACUCGAUUGCAAAUUGUUAGUUUUUUCUCCGGGAUUGCUUUUCUGUGUUGUUAGCUAACAAUAGCGAUUUGAAUUACUAACCUAUGCCGUCAUUGAAUGUAUUGUCUGUAUUGUCUGUAUUGUAACAACAACGGGAGUUGAAAUUGUUAGUUGCUUCCCUUGGACUGUUUUUUGUGUGUAAUGUGUAUGAGACAGGCGUGAGUGGCAAGCCUGAACGCCAAACAAAUUCCUAAAACCAACAAAUUUGUAUUCAUUAUAAUAAGUAAUUUUAAC
Molecule: messenger RNA, 4095 nt
Organism: Nerophis ophidion (straightnose pipefish)
Lineage: Eukaryota; Metazoa; Chordata; Actinopteri; Syngnathiformes; Syngnathidae
Gene: gghl
Product: gamma-glutamyl hydrolase
Exons: 9
Coding region: 117-1013 (298 amino acids)
Biological process (GO): tetrahydrofolylpolyglutamate metabolic process
Cellular component (GO): vacuole
Molecular function (GO): gamma-glutamyl-peptidase activity
Source: RefSeq, a predicted model, not a curated record